This is a messenger RNA of Clunio marinus, 4238 nucleotides long. The record is from the annotation of a GenBank genome assembly. Lineage: Eukaryota; Metazoa; Arthropoda; Insecta; Diptera; Chironomidae.
AGGCUUUUUCAAUUACAUUCGACUUCGAAAAGAAGUAAAAGAAAAAUUCUUAAAUUUAAAAUUAUAAAAAAUAGAAUAAAUAAGAUAUUUUAAUGGUUAAAAAGCAUAGUAAACCAUUUGUUUAAGUGUUGUGUAAUCAAGAAACAUUUUAGAAGCAUAAUAUUCACUCGAGGAGAGGAAGAAUAAAAACUAUGUCGAGUCCGCAAAACGCUAUGGAUCAGGUAGAGCGACAGGAGUCAAUGGGCUCACCUGGUGCAGUCACUGGACCGCCACCUAACGUUCAACAACCACCAAUGCAGCAGCAACAACAACCUCCUGUUGGUGUGCCGAUGCCACUUCCACCACCGCAACAGCAGAUACCGCCACAACAACAAGUUCCUGAAACACCAACAAGUCAAGGUGAUCAACCACCACAGCAGCAACAGCAACCACCUCAAAUGCAAUCGCAACAGCCGCCAAGUAAUGGCCAUCAACAGCAACCUUUACAACAACAACCACCAUCAGCACCUUCGUCAGGUCCAAAUAAAAAUCUCCCAUCAAAUAUGUCAGAAGAUUUAAGAAUUCAAGCUCAGAUUGAAUUACGUGCAUUGCGCGUUCUGAAUUUUCAAAGACAAUUGCGAAGUGAAAUUGUUCAAUGUAUUCGACGUGACACAACAUUGGAGACAGCUGUUAAUGUUAAAGCCUAUAAGCGAACAAAACGUCAAGGAUUACGUGAAGCUCGUGCAACGGAAAAGCUUGAGAAACAACAAAAGUUGGAAGCAGAAAGGAAACGUCGUCAGAAGCAUCAGGAGUUCUUAACACUUGUGCUACAACAUGGAAAAGAUUUUCGUGAAUAUCAUCGAAAUAAUUUGGCAAAACUUGGACGUCUUAACAAAGCGAUUAUUAACUAUCAUGCAAAUGCUGAGCGUGAACAAAAGAAGGAACAGGAACGUAUCGAGAAAGAGCGAAUGCGUCGUCUGAUUGCUGAAGAUGAAGAAGGGUACAGAAAGCUUAUUGAUCAGAAGAAAGAUAAACGUUUGGCUUUGUUAUUGUCACAAACCGAUGAAUAUAUUGCGAGUGUCACUGAAAUGGUCAAAGCGCAUAAAGCUGAACAACGGAAAAAGAAAGCUGAUGAUGAAGUUCGUAAGAAGCAAACGAAGCGUGACAUUUUAAAGAGUGGAGAAAUUCUUAUGCUUGAUGAGAAUUGUGAAGCGAUUGAUUGUCGUGUUCGUGUUAUGGAAUCGAACAGUGGAAAAAUUCUUUCAGGCGAUGAAGCCCCAUUGCUACGUUAUUUGUAUAAAUGGCUUCAACAACAUCCAGGAUGGGAAUAUAUCAUCUCUGAAAAUGAAGAAUCAGAUGAUGAAGAGGGAAAAAAUGAAGAUAAGAAACGACGUGAAGAUAAUCAUGAAAAGACAGAAGAAGAAAAAGCACAGGAACUCAUUAAAAAAGCUAAAGUUGAAGAUGAUGAAUAUAAAGCUGAAGAAAAGAAUUAUUACAGCAUUGCUCAUGACAUUCGUGAAUAUGUCACUGAACAAGCUUCAAUUAUGGUUAAUGGUAAACUAAAGGAAUAUCAGAUUAAAGGUCUUGAAUGGUUGGUUUCAUUAUUCAAUAAUAAUUUGAAUGGAAUUCUUGCUGACGAAAUGGGUUUGGGUAAAACAAUUCAAACAAUUGGGUUGGUAACAUAUUUAAUGGAAGCGAAAAAGGUGAAUGGACCAUUCUUGAUUAUCGUACCAUUGUCAACAUUAUCAAAUUGGGUACUUGAGUUUGAGAAGUGGGCGCCAUCUGUCAUUGUUGUCUCAUAUAAAGGCUCACCUGGUAAUCGUCGUUUGAUUCAAAGUCAAAUGAAAGCAACGAAAUUUAAUGUCUUAUUAACGACAUAUGAAUAUGUUAUAAAAGAUAAAGCAGUGUUAGCAAAGCUACAUUGGAAAUAUAUGAUAAUUGACGAGGGACAUCGGAUGAAGAAUCAUCAUUGCAAGUUGACGCAAGUUCUCAACACACAUUACAAUGCACCACAUCGUCUGUUAUUGACUGGAACACCAUUGCAAAAUAAACUUCCAGAAUUGUGGGCUUUAUUGAAUUUCUUACUCCCUUCAAUCUUCAAAUCAUGCGUCACUUUCGAGCAAUGGUUCAAUGCACCAUUCGCAACAACUGGUGAAAAAGUUGAAUUAAAUCCUGAAGAACAAAUGUUAAUUAUUCGUCGUCUUCAUAAAGUUAUGCGUCCUUUCUUACUUCGUCGUUUAAAGAAAGAAGUCGAAUCACAACUUCCUGAUAAGAUUGAAUAUAUUAUUAAAUGUGACAUGUCAGCAUUGCAACGUGUCUUGUAUAAGCAUAUGCAAAGUAAAGGCGUGUUGUUAACUGAUGGAUCUGAACGUGGAAAUAAAGGAAAAGGUGGAUCGAAAGCAUUGAUGAAUACAAUUGUUCAAUUAAGAAAGCUUUGUAAUCAUCCAUUUAUGUUUCAACAUAUUGAAGAGAAAUAUUGCGAUCAUGUUGGUGGUUCAACUGUCGCUAAUGGUCCGGAUUUGUAUCGUGUGUCAGGAAAGUUUGAAUUACUUGAUCGAAUUCUACCGAAAAUGAAUGCGACGGGACAUCGUGUAUUGCUUUUCUGUCAAAUGACACAAUGUAUGACAAUUAUUGAAGAUUAUUUAAGUUGGCGUAAGUACGGAUAUCUUCGUCUUGAUGGAACAACCAAAUCUGAAGAUCGUGGAGAUUUAUUGAAGAAAUUCAAUUGUAAGGAUUCUGAAUAUUUCAUUUUCUUGCUUUCAACACGUGCUGGUGGGUUGGGUUUGAAUCUUCAAACAGCCGAUACUGUCGUAAUUUUUGAUUCAGAUUGGAAUCCACAUCAAGAUUUGCAGGCUCAAGAUCGUGCUCAUCGUAUUGGACAACGUAAUGAAGUUCGAGUCUUGCGUUUGAUGACAGUAAAUUCAGUUGAAGAGAGAAUUCUUGCUGCUGCACGUUACAAACUCAACAUGGACGAGAAAGUCAUUCAAGCUGGAAUGUUUGAUCAAAAAUCGACAGGAAGUGAACGACAACAGUUCUUACAAAGUAUUUUAACACAAGAUGAAGGUGACGAUGAAGAAGAAAAUGAAGUGCCGGAUGACGAAAUGAUCAACUUGAUGAUUGCACGUAGCGAUGACGAGUUGGAAUUGUUUAAGAAAAUGGACAUUGAGAGGAAGAAUAGUGCACAUCAAACGAGAUUAGUUGAAGAGAAAGAAUUGCCAGAUUGGUUGACGAAAGACGAUGAAGAGAUGGAUCGAUGGAAUGACGAUGAUGACGAUCAAACGAUUCUUGGAAGGGGAUCACGACAACGUAAGGAAGUCGAUUAUACUGACAGUUUGACUGAGAAAGAAUGGUUGAAAGCGAUUGAUGGCGAUGACAUUGAUUUUGAUGAUGAAUUAGAGAUUGAAGAACGUGAUCGUAAGAGACGCGGCAAGAAGAGAAAGAAGGAUUCUGAUGAUGAAAGCAUCAUUUCUACAGUUACAAAACGAAAGAAGGGCAUCACUGAUCCUAAGAUGAAGAAGCAAAUGAAGAAGAUUAUGAGCAUUGUCAUGAAGUACGAGAUUGAUGGUCGCGUGUUGAGUGAACCUUUCAUGAAGUUACCAUCACGUCGUGAACUGCCAGACUAUUACGAAGUUAUUAAAAAGCCACUUGACAUUAAGAAAAUUCUCUCACGCAUCGAUGAAGCUAAAUAUGUUGAUUUUGCUGAUUUGGAGAAAGAUUUCUUCCAAUUAUGUCAAAAUGCUCAGAUCUACAACGAAGAAACGUCGUUAAUCUAUGAAGAUAGCAUCGUCCUUCAAAAGAUUUUCUCUCAAGCUAAGCAGAAAGUUGCUGAAUCUGAUGAAACUGAAGAAGAUGACGACGAUGAUUCCGAUUCAUCUGACUCAGAAAGUAUGAAAAUGAAACUGAAGCAUUUAAGUAAAGCUUCAUCAUCGAAAGAUAAUUCUUCGUCAUCAUCUAAGAAAACACCAGCAAGACGAAAGAAGAUUGCAAAGAAAUAUAUUAAUUCCGAUGAGUCAGAUGAUGAUGACAUGGACUAGACUGGCUUUGUGUGUGUGCGUGUUUGAGUGUACACCACUUGGAAUGAGAGACUAAUUUUAAUAUAAAUUUCAUAAUUAUAUUUACUUAUGGUCACACAUUAUAAGCAUAAAAAUGCAUCAAUUGUAUGGUAAUUAAAAUUUCUCAAUAAAGUUUGGAUUUUAAAAUUUAAAUGGAGGUUUUCUGAAAAGAAAUCAAAUUGUCAGUCCGAUUAUUUAUUUUCUCAU